This is a messenger RNA of Acanthosepion pharaonis, 4776 nucleotides long. Lineage: Eukaryota; Metazoa; Mollusca; Cephalopoda; Sepiida; Sepiidae. The record is from the annotation of a GenBank genome assembly.
AUGCCAAGUCAAUAUCUAUCUAUCUAUCUAUCUAUCUCAUCUAUCUAUCAUGACUAUCUAUCUAUCUAUCUAUCUAUCUAUCUAUCUAUCUAUCUAUCUAUCUAUGCAUUUCAAUAUCUAUCUAUCUAUCUAUCUAUCUAUCUAUCUAUCUAUCUAUGUGUUGUGACCUACGAAAAUCCAAAGAGUACACAGCAUCGAUGCCGAAAUCAAGAGACCAAAGAGUACACCGAAAUCAAGAGAUCCAAAAUCAACAGCAUCGACUCCGAAAUCCCAAAGAGUACACAGCAUCGACUCCGAAAUCAAGAUACCAAUAGAGUACACAACAUCCACUCCAAAGACCCAAAGAAUACACAGCAUCGACUCCGAAAUCAAGAGACCCAAAGAGUACACAGCAUCGACGCCGAACUCAAGAGACCCAAAGAGUACACAGCAUCGACUCCGAAAGCAAGAGACCCAAAGAGUACACAACAUCCACUCGAAAUCAAGAGACCCAAAGAAAUCGACAAAAUCAAGAGACCCAAAGAGUACAACAUCGACUCCGAAAUCAAGAGACCCAAAGAGUACACAGCAUCGACUCCGAAAUCAAGAGACUCAAAGUGUACAAACAUCCACUCCGAAAUCAAGAGACCCAAGGAGUACAGCAUCGACUCCGAAAUCAAAGAGACCCAAAGAUCAUCGACUCCGAAAUCAAGAGACCAAAAGAGUACACAGCAUCGACUCCGAAAUCAAGAAACCCAAAGAGUACACAGCAUCGACUCCGAAAUCAAAGAGACAAAGAGAGUACAACACGAAAUCAAGAGAUCCAAAGAGUACACAGCAUCGACUCCGAAAUCAAUCGAGAAAUCAAAAUCCAAAGAGUACACAGCAUCGAUGCCGAAAUCAAGAGAUCCAAAAGUACACAACAUCGAUGCCGAAAUCAAGAGAUCCAAAGAAGAUCGAUCCGAAAUCAAGAGAUCCAAAGAGUACACAGCAUCGAUGCCGAAAUCAAGAGAUCCAAAGAGUACACAGCAUCGAGAGUACACAGCAUCGACUCCGAAAUCAAGAGAUCAAAGAGUACACAGCAUCGCAUCGAUGCCGAAAUCAAGACUCCAAAAUCAAGAGAUCCAAAGAGUCCAAAAAUCAAGAGACCCAAAGAGUACAACAUCCACUUCGAAAUCAAAAGAGAUCCAAAGAGUGCACAGCAUCGAUGCCGAAAUCAAGAGAUCCAAAGAGUACACAGCAUCGAUGCCGAAAUCAAGAGAUCCAAAGAGUACACAGCAUCGAUGCCGAAAUCAAGAGAUCCAAAGAGUACACAGCAUCGAUGCCGAAAUCAAGAGAUCCAAAGAGUACACAGCAUCGACUCCGAAAUCAAGAGAUCCAAAGAGUACACAGCAUCGAUGCCGAAAUCAAGAGACCCAAAGAGUACACAACAUCCACUCCGAAAUCAAGAGACCCAAAGAAUACAUAGCAUCGACUCCGAAAUCAAGAGACCCAAAGAGUACACAGCAUCGAUGCCGAAAUCAAGAGAUCCAAAGAGUACACAGCAUCGACUCCGAAAUCAAGAUAUCCAAAGCCGAAAUCAAGAGAUCCAAAGAGUACACAGCAUCGAUGCCGAAAUCAAGAGAUCCAAAAAGUACACAGCAUCGAUGCCGAAAUCAAGAGAUCCAAAGAGUACACAACAUCGAUGCCGAAAUCAAGAGAUCCAAAGAGUACACAAUCGAUGCCGAAAUCAAGAGAUCCAAAGAGUACAAAGAUCGACUCCGAAAUCAAGAGAUCCAAAGCAUCGACUCAAAAUCCAAUAGAGUACACAACAUCCACUCCAAAUCAAGAGUACACACAGCAUCGACUCCGAAAUCAAGAGACCCAAAGAGUACACAGCAUCGACGCCGAACUCAAGAGACCCAAAGAGUACACAGCAUCGACUCCGAAAUCAAGAGACCCAAAGAGUACACAACAUCCACUCCGAAAUCAAGAGACCCAAAGAGUACACAACAUCCACUCCGAAAUCAAGAGACCCAAAGAGUACACAGCAUCGACUCCGAAAUCAAGAGACCCAAAGAGUACACAGCAUCGACUCCGAAAUCAAGAGACCCAAAGAGUACACAACAUCGACAAAUCAAGAGACUCAAAGUGUACGAUCCACUCCGAAAUCAAGAGACCCAAAGAGUACACAGCAUCGACUCCGAAAUCAAGAGACCCAAAGAGUACACAGCAUCGACUCCGAAAUCAAGAGACUCAAAGUGUACACAACAUCCACUCCGAAAUCAAGAGACCCAAGGAGUACACAGCAUCGACUCCGAAAUCAAGAGACCCAAAGAGUACACAGCAUCGACUCCGAAAUCAAGAGACCAAAAGAGUACACAGCAUCGACUCCGAAAUCAAGAAACCCAAAGAGUACACAGCAUCGACUCCGAAAUCAAGAGACCCAAAGAGUACACAACAUCCACUCCGAAAUCAAGAGAUCCAAAGAGUACACAGCAUCGACUCCGAAAUCAAGAGAUCCAAAGAGUACACAGCAUCCAAAAGAUCACAGCAUCGAUGCCGAAAUCAAGAGAUCCAAAGGGUACACAGCAUCGAUGCCGAAAUCAAGAGAUCCAAAGAGUACACAGCAUCGAUGCCGUAAUCAAGAGAUCCAAAGAGUACACAGCAUCGAUGCCGAAAUCAAGAGAUCCAAAGAGUACACAGCAUCGAUGCCGAAAUCAAGAGAUACAAAGAGUACACAGCAUCGACUCCGAAAUCAAGAGAUCCAAAGAGUACACAGCAUCGAUGCCGAAAUCAAGAGAUCCAAAGAGUACACAGCAUCGACUCCGAAAUCAAGAGAUCCAAAGAGUACACAGCAUCGACUCCGAAAUCAAGAGACCCAAAGAGUACACAACAUCCACUUCGAAAUCAAGAGAUCCAAAGAGUACACAGCAUCGAUGCCGAAAUCAAGAGAUCCAAAGAGUACACAGCAUCGAUGCCGAAAUCAAGAGAUCCAAAGAGUACACAGCAUCGAUGCCGAAAUCAAGAGAUCCAAAGAGUACACAGCAUCGAUGCCGAAAUCAAGAGAUCCAAAGAGUACACAGCAUCGAUGCCGAAAUCAAGAGAUCCAAAGAGUACACAGCAUCGAUGCCGAAAUCAAGAGACCCAAAGAGUACACAAUCAAGAGCAUCGAUGCCGAAAUCAAGAGACCCAAAGAGUACACAACAUCGAUGCCGAAAUCAAGAGAUCCAAAGACACACAUCGACUCCGAAAUCAAGAUAUCCAAAGUGUACACCCCGAAAUCAAGAGAUCCAAAGAGUACACAGCAUCGAUGCCGAAAUCAAAGAGAUCGAUGCCGAAAUCAAGAGAUCCAAAGACACAGCAUCGAUGCCGAAAUCAAGAGAUCCAAAGAGUACACAGCAUCGACUCCGAAAUCAAGAGAUCCAAAGAGUACACAGCAUCGACUCCGAAAUCAAGAUACCAAUAGAGUACACAACAUCGACUCCGAAAUCAAGAAACCCAAAACACAGCAUCGACUCCGAAAUCAAGAGACCAAAAGAGUACACAACAUCGAUGCCGAAAUCAAGAGAUCCAAAGAGUCAAAUCGACUCCGAAAUCAAGAGAUCCAAAGAGUCGCAUCGACUCCGAAAUCAAGAGAUCCAAAGAGUACACAGAUGCAAAUCGAGAUCCAAAGAGUGCCGAAAUCAAGAGAUCCAAAGAGUACACAGCAUCGAUGCCGUAAUCAAGAGAUCAAAGAGUACACAACAUCGAUGCCGAAAUCAAGAGAUCCAAAGAGUACACAGCAUCGAUGCCGAAAUCAAGAGAUCCAAAGAGUACACAGCAUCGACUCCGAAAUCAAGAGAUCCAAAGAGUACACAAUCGAUGCCGAAAUCAAGAGAUCGACUCCGAAAAUCAAGACAUCCAAAGAGUACACAGCAUCGACUCCGAAAUCAAGAGACCCAAAGUACACAACAUCCAAAAUCAUCCAAAGAGUACACAACAUCGAUGCCGAAAUCAAGAGAUCAAAGAGACACAGCAUCGAUGCCGAAAUCAAGAGAGAUCAAGAGUACACAGCAUCGAUGCCGAAAUCAAGAGAUCCAAAGAGUACACAGCAUCGAUGCCGAAAUCAAGAGAUCCAAAGAAUACACAGCAUCGACUCUCUCAAGAAAAAGAGUACAAGCAUCGAUGCCGAAAUCAAAGACCCAAAGAGUACACAACAUCCACUCCGAAAUCAAAGAGACCCAAAGACCCAAAGCAUCGACUCCGGGAAAUCAAGAGACGACUCGAUGCCGAAAUCAAGAGAUCCAAAGUACACAGCAUCGACAAAUCAUCGACUCCGAAAUCAAGAGACCAAAAGUGUACAGCAUCAAAUCAAGAGAUCCAAAAGUACACAGCAUCGAUGCCGAAAUCAAGAGAUCCAAAGAGGCACAGCAUCGAUGCCGAAAUCAAGAGACCCAAAGAGUACACAGCAUCGACUCCGAAAUCAAAGAGACCAAAAUCAAGAGUACACAGCAUCAUCGACUCCGAAAUCAAAGAAACCCAAAGAGUAAAGAAUACACAGCAUCGACUCCGAAAUCAAGAGACCCAAAGAGUACACAACAUCGACGCCGAAAUCAAGAGACCCAAAGAGUACACAACAUCCACUCCGAAAUCAAGAGACCCAAAGAGUACAUAGCAUCGACUCCGAAAUCAAGAGACCCAAAGAGUACACAACAUCCACUCCGAAAUCAAGAGACCCAAAGAGUACACAGCAUCCACUCCGAAAUCAAGAGACCCAAAAGAGACUCCAAAUCAACAUCCACAUCCUCCGAAAUCAAGAGACCAAAGAGUACAUAG